This is a messenger RNA of Paramecium pentaurelia, 592 nucleotides long. NCBI's taxonomy places the organism in Eukaryota, Ciliophora, Oligohymenophorea, Peniculida, Parameciidae. The record is from the annotation of a GenBank genome assembly.
AUGUUUUUCUUUUUGUUCUUAUUAAGGAUAGUAUUGUUAAAUGCAGAAAAUAAUUUUGAAAUUAUAUACACAGCUUUUAGUGAAGAUAAUUUCGAUAAAGAAGGUAAAUAAAUUAAUUAUACUUUAGGAUGGCAUCUUCAAAACAGCUAUAGCACAACUUUAUUCAGAAAAUGUGGUAAUGAGACUGUGUUUGGAGGUUUUUCAGCUUUCUCUAAUACAUUAAUUACUUACAAUUCAAGUCUUCCUCCUCACUAUUAAAUAUAUGCUUCAUUUUUAUUUUGGAAGUAUAUAUAUAAAAUUUUUGUAUUUUAGAAUAGAUAGUUGGAAUAAAGAAGAAAAAGAAUGCGUUUUAAUAUACUUUGAUGAUAAAUUAAAAAAAGAAUGUUUUUCAGUGGAAUAAGAUUAUCAAUUAUGCGGUACUUUUAGUGAAGCUGAUUUUGACAAAAAAGUUAUUUUUGAUAUCUAAAUGAUUCAUUCCUCUAAAAAUAUUUUCAUAAUAAUAACAUCAAAUUUAAAUUAGGGGGCAGAAAAUGUAUAAUAAUGAAAUAUUUAGGAAUCAUGGGGAUAAAAAAAUUUAAAAUUGAAAUAUUGA